This is a messenger RNA of Miscanthus lutarioriparius, 873 nucleotides long. The record is from the annotation of a GenBank genome assembly. Lineage: Eukaryota; Viridiplantae; Streptophyta; Magnoliopsida; Poales; Poaceae.
AUGGCCCCGGUCACGCUGACGGUGAUGGAAGCAGAGACGGAGACGGAGGCUACUCCCCUCAUCGGAGUCGUGCCAGCGCAGGAUGCCAAGGCCCCCCGCGCCGCCGCGUCCGUGGAGUUCGGCUUCCUCCUCACCCCGGCCGGGAACGAGGCGUUGGACCGCCUUGUAAUUCCUCCCCCGCCGCCACCAGCCAAGCAGUCGUUGCUCUCGCGCCUCGCGCGGCUGUGGCGCCGGUGCUUCUCCCGGUUCGAUCCCUGCUCCAUCCCCGUCGGUCAGGCGCUGACUGAGGAACAGAUGGAGAUGGUUCUACGACAUAGACGGCCGGGCUACUUCAAGCGAUUAGCUAUGGAUCGCGAGGUUACCAUGGAUUGCCUGCACUACUACAACCUUAAGCAUCCGGGCAAUAAGUAUGAGCCUGCUCCAGGCAAGGUGUACCGGAAUGCCCAUUUUCACAAUGGCGUUUGCUGGACUCAUGGGAACUUUGUAGCUCGUAAGAAGCGCUCUGGUUGGUUCUCAUUCCUCCCUGCUCCAAGGACUCUCUUUUUCUUCGAGCUUGCUCAUACAAAUGAUUUCGAUGAUGUCGUCACAUGCACCCCCUUAGAUGAACCAGUUACUGAAUCCUACAGUGUCUUGGGUUUCCCUCUUGGGUUCUCUACUCGUCGUAGUGGCAAAUUGGAUUCCUUUUGCAAGACGUGCUACAAGCGCUUUGAUGUUCCACAUCCUGGCAUACAGAAGAUAUUUGCGUGUGGACAUCAGCAUGUGCAGAAAGUCUGUGAAAUGUGCUAUCUUCGCUCCCGUGUGCUGCAUCCGCGCCCAGGAGAUUUUGCGUUUGGCUAUCGCGAUCCUUACCGCCCCUACCCUACUAAGCACUGA